AUUUUAUAUAAUAAAUUUAAUCCUGUGUGUUAAUGUUUUUGAGAAAGCACUAUGAUUAUGAUUUGAGUGUGUUGUAAUAUUUGUAUUUUUCUCAUUUAAAUAAUUUAAUAAAUUAUUUAUUAAUAAUAACAACAACAGUAUGUCUUAAUUGGGAUAGAUAUAAUGGCUGGUAAACAAAUGCUUUCUACUGUUGAUCAAAGUGAAGGGUCUGAAAACUUAAACAAAGAUUUAGAAGAUUAUGAAAUCCAACAAGUUUUAAAAAAUGGUACGGAUCUCAGAGAAUAUGCGCUGCAAAUUGAUAAAAACAUCAAAGAAGCUGAAAAGGCUUCAGUGGCAGAUUACUUGAAAGAAAGUUCUAACAUUGGUUCGUUACACAAUCAAAUUGAAGAAUGUGAUGGAAUACUUGAGAGAAUGGAGAAUAUGCUCUUAACAUUUCAGAAUGAUUUGGGGAGCAUAAGUAAUGAAAUAAUAAGCUUACAGAAGAGGUCGGUGAACAUGUCGGUACAGUUAUCUAAUAGACAGAGUUUGAAGGGACCUUUAUCUUCCUUUAUUGAAGAUAUAGCAGUGUCUGAGACACUUAUAUUGGGCAUAAACAACAUUCCUGUUACAGACAAAGAAUUUAUGACUCAGCUUGCUAUACUAAAUCAAAAACUAACUUUUGUCAAAGAACAAGAGUUCAAAGAGACUAAAGCUUGUCAUGAUGUUAAGGAUGUUUUAGAAAAGCUAAAAAUAAAGGCCAUUUCAAAAAUUAGAACAUAUAUUCUAGAACAGAUAUACAAAUUUCGCAAACCGAUGGCUAAUUAUCAAAUACCCCAGAAUGCAAUGCUGAAGUAUAAAUUCUUCUUUGAAUUUGUUCUAGCGAAUGAGAGAAAUGUCGCACAAGAAGUGUGCAAUGAAUACAUAGAUACACUCAGUAAGGUUUAUUAUUCAUACUUUAAAUCUUACGCCUCCCGUUUAGAUAAAUUGAAAUAUGAAGAAGUACCCACAAAAGAUGAUCUAAUGGGAAUAGAAGAUGGCUCGAGAGGUGGAUUCUUUCAAAAAUCUAAUUUGAAGAACAAAAGUACUAUAUUCACGAUUGGUAACCGAGGGGAUGUUUUAGCUCAACAAUUAGAAGCCCCAAUAAUUGUGCCGCAUGCUCAGCAAAAGACCAAAUAUUCAUAUGAAGCACUGUUCAGAAGUCUACAGUAUGCACUUGUUGACAACAGUUGUCGGGAGUACCUGUUUACAACUGAAUUUUUCCAUGUUAAGGGCAGUCAUGCUCAAGAACUUUUCGACAGGAUCCUUGGCAAAACACUAUCAUUAUUAGUGAAAAAUAUUGAAAAUUACGUUCUUGAGUGCUACGACUGCUUGGCUUUGUUCCUGUGUAUACAACUGAUAAAUAGAUAUAGAUGGAUGUGUCAUAAAAGAGCAGUUGCUGCCCUGGAUAGCUACUGGGAUUCCCUGCUUGCCUCGUUGUGGCCCAGACUAGAGUAUGUUUUAAAACUGAACAUUCAAAGCGUCCGUGAUUGUGAUCCAGCAAAGUUAGCAAAUAAAGAACUCGGUCCACACUAUAUUACGAGGCGGUAUGCGGAGUUCUCCGCUGCUAUGUUAAGCCUUAGUGAACAGUUUCCCUCUCAGGAGCUGAGCAAUCUACUUCUAGUGUUGCAAGAUGAGGUUCAUUGUUUCCUUUUAAAAAUGGCCGCCGAGUUCCCACAGAGGAUUCAACAGCUUAUAUUCUUAAUCAAUAAUUACGAUAUGGUGUUGAGUAUACUCAUGGAGAGAACAAGAGAUAAUACGAAAGAGGCGGAAAGUUUUAGGGAGCAGUUACAGGCUAGGAGUGCGGAAUAUGUUGAAGAAAUAUUGAGUCCCCAUUUUGGAGCUCUGAUGCAGUUCGUCAAAGAGGGGGCGCAGUUGUUGGAGAGCGAAAAUAAGUCUGAGCUGGCGAAUUUGGAAAAGAAAUCACUGCCAAUAGUAGCGUCGUUCUCGAAUAGCUGGAAGCAAAGUCUGGAAGAAAUACACAGGGAGGUGCUCGUGUCGUUCCCGAAUCUGGUGACGGGAUCGGGUUUGCUGCAAAUGGCUCUUACCAACUUCGUGCAAUACUAUCACAGAUUCAACAAGUUACUCACGCCAAAUGCACGGACGCAGCUGGUGAAUAUUCACGUCAUUAUGGUGGAGAUAAAAAAAUAUAAAACUAACUAUUAAUAUAUCAUGUCUAAAUUG
This is a messenger RNA of Leptidea sinapis, 2199 nucleotides long. It is a transcript of the gene Vps52, whose product is annotated as vacuolar protein sorting-associated protein 52 homolog. Gene Ontology annotation, biological process: endocytic recycling; lysosomal transport; retrograde transport, endosome to Golgi. Gene Ontology annotation, molecular function: syntaxin binding. Gene Ontology annotation, cellular component: GARP complex. The coding region runs from base 163 to 2181 and encodes 672 amino acids. The transcript has 7 exons. The record is from RefSeq and is a predicted model, not a curated record. NCBI's taxonomy places the organism in Eukaryota, Metazoa, Arthropoda, Insecta, Lepidoptera, Pieridae.